ACUUACUCACUGUGAAAAUAUGUAUGUUAUUUGCUCAGAGAGAUUAAGGACUAACCGCUUUGGUCAUGGCUGGAGCUGGACAUGGCACUCGGUCACAGCUGUGAGAUAAACACAGGAAAUGCUAUGAAUACAAGACCAAUCCAGAUGUGUUAACAGUAGAUAAAAGAAUGAGCUUCCGUGGUUGUUUCUUUCAUACUGUGAGGUUUCCAAAGGCAGUGCGCGACCGGAGAGUCGGGGGGUUGGUCAGUGGAAAAAAUGUCUGUUUUUAGACCUCAUGUGACCCAAAAGCAACAAAACACACAUAGCGGCCGUGGUAAAUAUCCUCCCUGUUAUACAAAUAGCAUUACCGCUAUCCAGGGAGACAUUACAGUUACAUAAGAACGAUUUUACCCAAAACGCUGAGUUGUUUUGCUGUAAGAUAAUUACAGGAUUAGCAACCUUAAUCUUUGUUUAUAUCAUGCAAACUCUUCUUCAAUCUUCCUCAGAGAGGAGGACUGCUGUACGUAGUUAAAGUCCCCUCUGGCCUAUUUAUAGCGCUGGGCCUUGCAACAAUGUCACCUGUAACUGGACUCCAUCUGUUAAGUCAGUUGAAUGUCAGUUGCCAGAAGCAGACGCACUGCGGUUCACUUCCCGCUGCUCUCCCAACAGAGCGUCCCAUGGAGUUUGUGGGACAGCCGAGACCUUCCGGGGCCUGCAACCUCUUAGCGGUGCCAGGCCUCGGCCCCCUGGAAGCGGACGACGACGAGUGUGAGGAGGUGGUGGUCGGCAUCAGGCCCAAAUCCUCUCCCCUUCCCCGGAGACGGAGCUGCGACAGCGACAGCGAGGACUCGGAGCCCGGGCCGCCCCCGUCCGGCUCCAGGAGGGUGUCCUUUGCGGACGCCAGGGGCCUCAGUUUGGUGCACGUGAAGGAGUUUGACACUUGGAAUGUGACCAAGGUGCCAGAAUACGACUCUUCUGGGGGCAGAGGCAGCGAGGCAGAGGCAUACUUCCUGUCUCCCCUCACUUUCUCCCUUCCGUUGUCUGCCGAGGAGCUGUUGGCACGAGUCCGGGAGCAGAAGAUCGAACUGGAGACCAUCGAGUUACUCCCGGGGACCACGGUGCUGAAGGGGGCGAUCCGCGUCCUCAACGUCUCCUUCGACAAAGCCGUGUACGUCCGAACCACUUUGGACGGCUGGUCGAGCCACUUCGACCUCCUGGCAGAGUACGUGCCGGGCUCCGGUGACGGCGCCACGGACCGCUUCUCGUUCCGGCUCGCCCUCGCGCCCCCGUUCGGGGAGCAGGGAGCCAGGGUUGACUUUUGCCUGAGGUACGAAACCCCGGCGGGGACGUUCUGGGCGAACAAUGAUGACCGGAACUACGCGCUGUUCUGUCUCCGGAGAGAAGAGAGGAAAGAGACGCCACAGAACGAAAGGGUGAACAACAAAAGUUGUCUUAAGACUGUCUGUCGCAGCUUUUCCACGGGAGGAAAUAUUGGUGAAAUGGAAGCGUCGUCAACGGAUGCGGCAGAUGACGGAGCGAAAGUUGACUCUCUGAAGGCCGAGAAAACCGCUGAUGGCCAGUCGGCAACUUCAGAGGAGGAUCGACAGAAAUUACGGGCCGAGAACAGACAGCUCUGCAGCCAAAGGAGCGGCAGAAAGGCCGCGCGGAUGGCUCGGGUGAAAGACUGCUUCUCUCUGAGAAACGCGGCGGUGGAUGACACCGAAAGAGACGAGAACCGAAAGGCCGUUCGAGAGGAAACCCCGGAGCCGAAGCGCUCUGAGGGGGGCGGCGAAUCAGAAGGUUCUCGUUUUGUUUCGGAAUCCCCGGAAACAUGCGACAAAACGUCCGUCCCGGAAGCUGAGCAGGACGGCCGCAAGCGAAGCCGCAGCGCUGCGGCUCGCCCGGCGGCUCGCCCGGCGGGCUGGAUCGGAAGCCCGGACGGCCUGACCGGCGGCUUCUCGUUUGGGACCGUGGUGGCUCCGUUGUAUCCCCAGGUGUUCGGCCGAGUGGGUGAUCAGAGCGCACGGGGGAGCCCGGUGCGGCCCGCGCGGCACGCCGGGGGCUCGGGUCACCCUCGCCCUGAGAGAGGACAGGCCGGCUGCACCGUCGGUACAGAGGCGAAAGGUCACGAGGGCAAGAUUCCGGGGCAGGUGACUCAGAGUCCGUGUUCAGACCCGGGAUGUUUAGUUCCAAAUUGCCCCCCGCUGGGAAAAGAAGAAAUGAGUCCGAGCGCGACGGCAAACGGCAUCACGGACCUCAAAGACACCCCGCGGGAGGCGCAGCGGCAGGCCGGCGGAGGCGGCGAGCUCCUGCACCAAUCCGACGACGAGGAUGACGCCUGCCAAACGGAGGCCUGCUCUGAGGGGGGUGAAGCAUCUGAAGCUCCACGGGGUUUCAACCCCAACCACGUGCGGGGUUCGGAUACGGAGGAGACGGAGAUCCGCCGCGUUUCUUGUUCGGAGAAGGUGGAGGAGGUGGAGGAGGAGGAGGAGGAGGAGGAGGACGUCACAAAAGCCGAGAUGUCUCUUGGAACUAACUGGGCUGAGAGGGAGAUGAUUGGUGGGACUGAGGCGACGGUAAACAAUCACACGAUUGUUUGUGAGGACGCACAAAACAUAGGGCAUCAUGAAAUGGACUCGAAACGGGAGGAACUCCUGGCUGCGGUGAACUGGGAGACAAUGGUUGAAGAAGAGGAGAAAAACCUAUUGACAGAUGAAGAGGAAAGUUUGAAAGCAGCGGGGAACGACCGAGGACAGCCAGAGGAUGGAGGGAGAGAAAAAGCAUUCGAAAAAAAAGACACCACAGAGACGGUAGAAGAAGACGUCAGCAUUUUUUGGGAGAUUAAAGCUGCAAGACAGAAGAAGAACGAGGCUGAGGAUGCAGAUGUUUCAGAGGGCGAGCAAACCAACGGGGAGGAAAGUGGGGAAAUUAUGGCAGAAAAAGGUAGGGAAUUAGAAUAUACCGAAGCCCCAAAUGAAGCUGGAGAAGAAGAUCUGACUGAGGAGAAAAGAGAGAAACAAGAGAUUGUCAUCGAAAGGAAAAAUGUCCAAAACAAGGAGGACGUAGAGGAGCGGGAAGUGAUGGAAACGCAUCAGAGCGACGAUGACCAGGCCGGCGUGUGGUGGGAGGAUCGGGUGGAACCAGCGGAGGUUCACCUGGAAGAAGAGAAUCCACAUCACCAGGGGGAGAAUUCUGUCGUUGAAACGGAGGAGUCAGAGAUCACAGAUGCAGGGUCACGGGGGGGCAUGACGAUCGAGGGCGGCUCUGAAUGCGGGUCCGACGUCACGCGAGACAAGGCCGCAGACAUCACGCGAGACAAGGCCCCAGACAUCACGCGAGACAAGGCCGCAGACAUCACGCAAGACAAGGCCCCAGACAUCACGCGAGACAAGGCCCCAGACAUCACGCGAGACAAGGCCGCAGACAUCACGCGAGACAAGGCCGCAGACAUCACGCGAGACAAGGCCGCAGACAUCACGCGAGACAAGGCCGCAGACAUCACGCGAGACAAGGCCGCAGACAUCACGCGAGACAAGGCCCCAGACAUCACGCGAGACAAGGCCGCAGACAUCACGCGAGACAAGGCCGCAGACAUCACGCGAGACAAGGCCGCAGACAUCACGCGAGACAAGGCCGCAGACAUCGCGCGAGACAAGGCCGCAGACAUCGCGCGAGACAAGGCCGCAGACAUCACGCGAGACAAGGCCGCAGACAUCACGCGAGACAAGGCCGCAGACGCUGCGCCCGCUGUGGCGAGCAACGUGCAGGACGACGCCCAACGCACCUCAACGGACCUCUGCAAAGGGGACGAUUAUCGCUUCUGUGAAAAAAAGGCCUCGGCGUCGCUCCUCCUCCUCGCCGGUGAACCCGAAAGCGACCAAUCAGCGGAGUCCGACUCAGGCGACGAGGUGGAGCUGCACAUGCACUGCCUCAGGGCCAAAGCCGCCGCCGCCACGCGAGCCGGGGCCCCCCCGGCGGCCAGGGGCCUCGGGGAGGGCAGGUCGCGGCCCCCGGCGGGCCUCAGAGGCAAGCUUCCGCCUAUGCCGUCCAUCAGCGAGGGUCAGGACGACGAAGAGCAGCACCGCGUCCGUCCCGCGGCGUCGCCGGCGCCGAGGGGCGGGGGGCGGCGGCGGCGGCGCUGGGAGACUUUUUCCUGCAGCGAGGUCUCAAAAACGCUGUUGUCCGCCACCGCGUUGGUGGUGUUUCUGGCCGUGGCGUACCGCUAUGAUUUCCUCGCUUGUUUGGGGCUCUACUUGGGGUCCGUGGUUUGGCUCUACUGUCAAGAAGGGAGGCAACCAAAGCAACAAAAAAAACAACACAAUAGGUUGGAUUGAACUGUAAUACCAUCGUUUGAAACUGUCCUUCAAAAAAAAACGUAAUAGUUAUAAGAAGAAAAGUUCAAAAGUGAAUGACAAUUGGCAUUAGUUUAAGGUAAAUAUGACACAUAUCAAAAUAAAUGCUGUAUAUUCCCUGUG
Molecule: messenger RNA, 4454 nt
Organism: Pungitius pungitius (ninespine stickleback)
Lineage: Eukaryota; Metazoa; Chordata; Actinopteri; Perciformes; Gasterosteidae
Biological process (GO): regulation of glycogen biosynthetic process
Cellular component (GO): protein phosphatase type 1 complex
Molecular function (GO): protein phosphatase 1 binding; glycogen binding
Source: RefSeq, a predicted model, not a curated record